Artibeus jamaicensis (Jamaican fruit-eating bat) is the source of this 2103-nucleotide messenger RNA. RefSeq names its product betaine--homocysteine S-methyltransferase 1. Gene Ontology annotation, molecular function: betaine-homocysteine S-methyltransferase activity; zinc ion binding. The transcript has 8 exons. The record is from RefSeq and is a predicted model, not a curated record. Lineage: Eukaryota; Metazoa; Chordata; Mammalia; Chiroptera; Phyllostomidae. Bases 372 to 1595 code for a protein of 407 amino acids.
GGCGGGGCAAAGAGGGACUGUGAGCAGGCAGGUUUCCAGGUUUGAAACCUGAGUGAGUGGCGAACUCACUUUUUUUUUCCUCAUUUUACUUCUCGCUGUUUUCACCCAUUUAGGAGAACAAUCUCAGUCUUCCCUUCUGAUCAUCUGCUCUCUGGGGCAGGUUCCCAAGAAGAGGCAGGCCUCAAUAAAAGGCUGGUGGGCGUGUUCCCGCCCAAGGCCGGCAGCAGGACCAAGGGGGAGGGGGGGGGUGUAGGGAAACCACCCCACAUUCGAGAGUUAUAAAGAGCCCGGCUGCUACGUGGUACAGCUCUGGGACUUGUAGGCAUCGCAGGUGGGCAUCCCUGAGGAAUUCCAUUCCAGACACCACGAAGAUGGCACCCGUUGGGGGCAAAAAGGCCAAGAAGGGCAUCCUAGAACGUUUAAAUUCUGGAGAGGUUGUGAUUGGGGAUGGAGGGUUUGUCUUCGCGUUGGAGAAGAGGGGCUAUGUGAAGGCCGGCCCCUGGACCCCCGAAGCUGUGGUGGAGCACCCAGAAGCAGUUCGCCAGCUUCACCGGGAGUUCCUCAGAGCUGGAUCGAAUGUCAUGCAGACCUUCACCUUUUAUGCGAGUGAAGACAAGCUGGAGAACAGGGGGAACUAUGUUGCAGAGAAAAUAUCCGGGAACAAAGUCAACGAAGCUGCUUGUGACAUUGCCCGGCAAGUGGCUGAUGAGGGAGACGCCUUGGUGGCAGGAGGCGUGAGUCAGACACCUUCAUACCUCAGCUGCAAGAGUGAGAUUGAAGUUAAAAAAGUAUUUCAGCAGCAGUUAGAGGUCUUUCUGAAGAAGAACGUGGACUUCUUGAUUGCAGAGUAUUUUGAACAUGUUGAAGAGGCAGUGUGGGCAGUCGAAACCUUGAAAACAUCUGGAAAGCCAGUGGCAGCAACCAUGUGCAUCGGGCCCGAAGGAGAUCUGCACGGUGUAAGCCCUGGCCAGUGUGCAGUGCGCCUGGUGAAAGCAGGAGCCUCCAUCAUUGGUGUGAACUGCCAUUUUGACCCCACAAUCAGUCUGCAAACAGUGAAGCUCAUGAAAGAAGGCCUGCAGGCUGCUGGGUUGAAAGCCCACCUGAUGAGUCAGCCCUUGGCCUACCACACUCCCGACUGCAACAAACAGGGAUUUAUUGACCUGCCAGAAUUCCCUUUUGGACUGGAGCCCAGAGUUACAACCAGGUGGGAUAUUCAGAAAUACGCCAGAGAGGCCUACAACCUGGGGGUCAGGUACAUAGGUGGGUGCUGUGGAUUCGAGCCCUACCACAUCAGGGCAAUUGCAGAGGAGCUGGCCCCAGAAAGGGGCUUUUUGCCACCGGCCUCAGAAAAGCAUGGCAGCUGGGGAAGUGGAUUGGACAUGCACACCAAACCAUGGAUUAGAGCCAGGGCGAGGAAGGAAUACUGGGAGAAUCUUCGGAUAGCAUCAGGCAGGCCGUACAACCCUUCGAUGUCAAAGCCCGAUGCCUGGGGAGUGACCAAAGGAACAAAGGAGCUGAUGCAGCAGAAGGAAGCCACCAGUGAGCAGCAACUGAAAGAGCUCUUUGAAAAACAGAAAUGCAAAUCUGCGUAUUAACCUCAGUAGAACCCAAUUUUGUGAAUUCUUUAUGCUUGGGCCACAGUCCUUAGAAAUGAGGAAAAGAUGGUCAAAAUAACAAUGCUUGUAUUAAAACCAGCCUACACAUAAAAUCUGUAUGAACUGAACAAAAUAGAAUUACAAACGGGACCUGAAAGUUUUAAAAGUAUGUUUUAAAAGUUUCCUCAGAAGCAAAAUAAAUACAAAGUAAAUCUUAAGCAGGUUUGCUAAGCACCCACCAUGAAUAAGGUAUUAAGGAAAUUGCUGUGGCCAAGGAAAAGUAAUUGGGACAUUAAUCCCAUUUCAAGAAGUCUGCAGGCUAUUAAGGAGGAUUAGAUGUCAACUGUCAAAUGGCUCGGAAACCAGACAGGGACAGAUAAAGUGAUACAGAGAAGUGACUUCCAAGCUCCUCUGAAUGUGACCCUUAGCAAGAAACACAAUUUACACAAUGACCCAGUAAAGCACCAUACUAUGCAACCACUGAAAUAAAAAGUGUGAUCUAUUUUGA